AAAAAGCAGAAGCCCAACAAGAAAAAGUUUCCUCUGACGGGAAAGAGGAGUCGCCAUGGGUGAAAAGGAGCAAGUUAGAGCGGAUAAACCGGCGAAAACUUAAAGAAUGAUAACAUAACUCAGGGUUUGUGUAAUUUUUGUAUCUGAAAAAGUCCCCAAAGUGAGGGGAAAGUUUGCAGAUAUGGCGCGGGACAGCGAGGAGGACCCCAAAGCUGCAAAAAGGCAAAGAAAGAGGAAACAAAAGGAGAAUAAAACCCGGACUGUGCACGCUAAUAUACUGUACGACCACGCGAAAGGAGAGGAAAACCCCAACAGACACUAUGCAAACAACAAGAUAAAGACCACCAAGUACACCGUGCUGUCCUUCCUGCCCAAAAACCUCUUCGAGCAGUUCCACAGGUUCGCUAAUGUUUACUUUGUCUUCAUCGCUCUGCUCAACUUCGUCCCGGUGGUCAACGCGUUUCAGCCCGAGCUGGCUCUGGCCCCGGUGGUCUUCAUCCUGUCGGUCACCGCCAUCAAGGACCUGUGGGAGGACUACCGGAGACACCGGUCCGACAACGAGAUCAACCACAUGGACUGCCUGGUGUACUGCAGAGUGGAGAGGCGUUACGUGGAGAAGUUCUGGAAGGAGGUGAGGGUGGGGGACUUCAUCCGGCUGCGCUGUAACGAGAUCCUCCCCGCCGACGUGCUGCUGCUCAGCUCCAGCGACCCGGACCGCCUGUGUCACAUCGAGACCGCCACGCUGGACGGAGAGACCAACCUGAAGCAGAGGCAGGUGGUGCGCAGCUUCCUGGACCUGGAUUGUGAUUUCGACCCCCUGAAGUACAACGGCAUCAUUGAAUGUGAAAAACCAAACAACGACCUGAACCGAUUCAGAGGCUACAUAGUCCAUCGCAGUGGCCGGAGAGAUGCACUUUACAAAGAGAACCUGCUGCUGAGAGGAUGCACCAUCCGCAACACAGAGGACGCCGUGGGGAUCAUCAUUUACGCAGGUCACGAAACCAAAGCCAUGCUGAACAACAACGGGCCGCGAUACAAGCGCAGCAAACUGGAGCGGCAGAUGAACGUGGACGUGUUCUGGUGCGUCAUCAUCCUGCUCGUCAUGUGCCUGUUCACUGCGGUCGGUCACGGGCUCUGGAUGUUUCAGUACGGAGAUAAGAGGCCGGUGUUUGACGUGCUCAGCCCCGAGGGGACGGACUUAUCACCCGUCAUGUCGGCCAUUUAUCUCUUCCUCACCAUGAUCAUCGUCUUCCAGGUGUUGAUCCCCAUCUCCCUGUUCGUGUCGAUCGAGAUCGUGAAGAUCUGCCAGGUGUUCUUCAUCCACCAGGACCUGGACCUGUACGACGAGGAGACCGACUCCAAUCUGCAGUGCCGAGCGCUCAACAUCACCGAGGACCUCGGACAGAUGCAGUACAUCUUCUCCGACAAGACCGGCACGCUGACGGAGAACAAGAUGGUGUUCAGGCGCUGCACUGUCGCCGGGGUGGAGUACUCCCAUGAUGCAAAUGCCAAAAGACUCGCCAUGUACCAGGAGAUGGACUCUGAGGAGGAGGAGUGCCCGUCUCGCGGCGGGACCCUCCCCCGGAGGGACAGUGUGGGCAGCCAUCAGAGUGCCAAGGUGGUCCUGCGCUCACAGAGCACCAAGUCCCACCGCAGGACCGGCAGCCGGGCCGAGGCCAAGAGGGCCAGCAUCCUGUCCAAACACACCGCCUUCAGCAGCCCCAUGGAGAAGGACAUCACCCCGGACCCUCAGCUGCUGGACAAAGUGAACGAGUGCGGCAGUCAGAUGGACUUCAUGCGGUUCCACAGCCAGCCCAUGUCCCAGCUGCCCUCUGACCUCGCAGACGUCCUGGACUUCUUCGUCGCCCUCACCAUCUGCAACACGGUGGUGGUGUCCUCGCCCAACCAGCCCCGGCAGAAGCAGCAGCUCCUCCAGCCUGGUCACCAACCGCUCCUUCACCCGCGGCUGCUCAGCGUUUUGUCCUCGCCGUCCGCCGAGAGCACCCUCACCAAGCUGGACGAGGAGCAGAAUCUGCAGCAGGCCUUCAGCCCUGUCCCGCCUCAGUACGACGGAAGGCCGUUGAGUGCGGCGGAGGGCGAGCUGCGAUACGAGGCGGAGUCUCCGGACGAGGCGGCGCUGGUUUACGCCGCCCGGGCCUACAAGUGCUCCCUGGUCCGUAUGAGGUUUGAGCUGAAGUCUCCGGUCAAGACGAUUGAGGACUUCAUCAAGCGCUUCACCCCGAGCCGCCUGACCUCGGGCUCCAACAGCAGCAGCUCCUCCAGCCUGGUCACCAACCGCUCCUUCACCCGCGGCUGCUCCAGCGUUUUGUCCUCGCCAUCCGCCGAGAGCACCCUCACCAAGCUGGACGAGGAGCAGAAUCUGCAGCAGGCCUUCAGCCCUGUCCCGCCUCAGUACGACGGAAGGCCGUUGAGUGCGGUGGAGGGCGAGCUGCGAUACGAGGCGGAGUCUCCGGACGAGGCGGCGCUGGUUUACGCCGCCCGGGCCUACAAGUGCUCCCUGGUUGGGCGCCUCCCCGACCAGGUGACCGUGGAGCUGCCUCACCUGGGGAAACUGAGCUUCGAGCUGCUGCACACGCUGGGCUUCGACUCCACCAGGAAGCGCAUGUCGGUGGUGGUGCGACACCCACUGACGGAUCAGAUCACCGUCUACACUAAGGGAGCCGACUCCGCCAUCAUGGAACUCAUCAGACCCCCCGACACAGGAAACUCCAAAGGGAAACGGCACAAGAAGAUUCUCAGCCGGACCCAGCACUUCCUGAACCUGUACGCUGCAGACGGCCUGAGGACGCUGUGCAUCGCUAAGAAGGUCCUGAGUAAGGAGCAGUAUGCGUGCUGGCUGCAGCGCCACCUGGAGGCGGAGACGGCGAUCCAGGGCCGAGAGGAGCUGCUGUUUGAGUCGGCGCUGCGUCUGGAGACCAACCUGCAGCUGCUGGGUGCGACGGGCAUCGAGGACCGGCUGCAGGACGGCGUCCCCGAAACCAUCGCGUCCCUGCGGCAGGCCGGGCUGCAGAUCUGGGUUCUGACCGGAGACAAACAGGAAACGGCCGUCAACAUCGCCUACGCCUGCAAACUGCUCGACCCCGAGGAGGAGAUCCUGACGCUCAACGCCGACUCUCAGGAGGCGUGUGCUGUGCUGCUGGAGGAGAGUCUUCACUACAUCCAGGCCAAAUUCCUCUGCAGCUCGUCCGAACACACCACCACCAAAUCCUACCACAGCAACGUCUCGCCCUUUGGGAUCUACACUCCCCCUCCCCCUCCCUCCUCCUGCCCCCCCGCCCCGCCCGCGGUCCACCAGCUGGGCUUGGUGAUCGACGGCCGGACACUGGCGUACGCUCUGGAUCGGAGUCUGGAGGAUAAGUUCCUGGCGGUGGCUCAGAGCUGCCGCUCAGUGCUCUGCUGCCGCUCCACGCCGCUGCAGAAGAGCAUGGUGGUCAAACUGGUGCGCAACAAGCUGAAGGUCAUGACGCUCGCCAUCGGUGACGGGGCGAACGACGUCAGCAUGAUCCAGGUAGCGGAUGUGGGCGUCGGCAUCUCGGGACAGGAGGGCAUGCAGGCCGUGAUGGCGAGUGACUUCGCUCUGCCUCGGUUCCGGUACCUGCAGAAGCUGCUGCUGGUUCACGGACACUGGUGCUACUCCCGCCUCGCCAACAUGAUCCUCUACUUCUUCUACAAGAACGCUAUGUUCGUGGCGCUGAUCUUCUGGUAUCAGUUCUACUGCGGGUUCUCUGGGUCGUCCAUGAUCGAUCAGUGGUACCUGAUCUUCUUCAACCUCAUGUUCUCCGCCUUCCCUCAGCUCAUCACCGGCACGCUGGACAAAGACGUGUCUGCAGAGACUCUGCAACAACUACCUCAGCUCUACACCAACGGGCAGAACUCUGAGGAAUAUAAGCCAUAUAUGUUCUGGAUGAAUAUGAUCGAUGCCUUCUAUCAGAGUCUGGUCUGCUUCUUCAUCCCCUACUUUGCCUACGCUGACUCUGACGUGGAUUUGUUUACGUGGGGAACUCCCAUCACCUCCCUGGCUUUAUUCACCAUACUGGUGCACCUGGGCAUCGAGACCAAAACCUGGACGCGGAUGAACUGGCUGUGCAUCUCCUUCAGCGUCUCGUUGUUCUUCACCGUGGCGCUGUGCUACAACGCCUACUGCCCCACCUGCUUCUCCCCCUCUAACCCUUACUGGAGCAUGCAGCGCCUCCUGCAGGACCCCCUGUUCUACCUGCUGUGUGUGAUCACGCCGGCAGCCGCACUACUGCCCAGAUAUUUCUACAGGGCAUGUCAGGGCACGCUGUUCCCCAGCCCGGUGCAGGUCGGCAGGCAGUUGGAUAAACUCCCCGCUGAAACCCGGAGGAACAUCCUGAGCCUCAGCGGGGUCAAGAUGGGGUUGCCGCUCGGCCCUAAGCCUCACUUCCUGUCCCUCGGAAAGACUUCCUUUAAAGGGUGCAAUAAAAAGCAGCAGCAGCAGCAGCAGCAGAGGAGGGGGCUGCAGACAGACAGUGACAAGGAGCUCCCCUCUGCAGAUAAAGACACUCUGCCUUAUACCAAAGACGCUGCUCCUCCUGCCUCCAAAGACUGUCUGGAUCAGACUUUGGAUGCGUCCUCCUGGAUCACCUCCACGCCGCUGCUCUCCCCGUCAGACGGCGUUCAGUUUCCCCCCGACGGAGACUCAUUCUGCGUCAAAUACUCCAGGGGCUCGGAGGACAGACUGAAGUCCGAUCAAAGCUCCUGAUGUCUUAAAUAAGAUGCUCAGACUCCAAUUUGCACGCUAGUUUUUAUAUAAAAAUCUAAUUUUAUUGAGAUUCUUUUAUAAGAGAGACACAUAGGUACUUUAUAUUUUGGAUGGUUUUUUUUAAUGAUGGAAGAACUGGAAUACUUCCUGUUCGCAAAUCCUGGAUCUGUCUUUUCAUUUCGAAGAUGCAUCUCAGUCGUUUUUAUAUUCCACAGCUGCCUUACCUUAGGAGAUGUUUUCCACCUGUAAGUGCAUAAAGAGGAGGAUCACCGCGGCCUUGAAUCAGUGUUUAUGCUCCAGAGAAAAGAGAGAUUUACUGUCUUUCUACAGUAACAUGUCGCAGUGCAGAUUCUCAAAGAGUUUUAUCUUUACAUAAAUCAGCAGGUCGAUGUCGUGGCUCUGUGCACCUGUCAGUGUUUUUGCUGGAUUUGCAAAUGUUUGUUUGCUCAUUGUUUUAGGAACUGUAUACAGCUGAUCUGUCCUGCUGUACAGUCCGCUGAAGAAUUAUGAGAGCUGUCAGCUUUAAAUAUGAUUAUGCAUCAAAAAAGCUUCUUAUACAGCAACAAUCUACCAGUUAUGAUGCUUGUUCUGACUCCUGUUAUAGGGGUGGCUCAUUAAAGGAAUAGUUUGACACUUUAGUAAAUACAUAUAUUUGCUUUUAUCACAGUAGAGCUGCAACAAUUAGUCAAAGAAAUUGCUGAAAAUAUUUGUUUUUCAUGCAGAAAAUGCUGCUCUUCAAGUUAUUCACUGAAAAAAAGGAUUUAAAGAUCUCCUUGGACUUUAAAAAGCUGGGAUGCACACUUUUCAAUAUUUCCUCACAUUUUACAUGCAGACCCUUAAUAUACAGAGUUAUUGGUAGAUUCAAUUAAAAUUAUAGUUGUAGAUUGACUUCAAAAUCUGUAAAAUCAGUAAUCUGUGCUUUUUUAUAUAAACUCUAUGCACCUGGCCCAGAAAUACUCCAGUUUACAACCUUUCUACAGAGCCAUGCUAGCAGUUACCAUUCAUUUCCAGUCUCUAUGCUAAGCUAAGCUAACCGUUUCUUGGCUGUAUCUUCACAGUUAUGCAUCUGCCCCAGAAAUAAAUAUGUACGUCCGUUUUUAUUCAGAGUAAACCAAAGAUAAACAAUAUUGAUUUGAUGUAACACUACUCCAUUUAUUUACAGCCUAUGGAGAGAGCCAGGCCAGCAGUUUCCCUUCAUUUCCAGUCUCUAUGCUACACUAAGCUAAGCUAAGCUAACCGUUUCUUAGCUGUAUCUUCACAUUUAUGCAUCUGCCCCAGAAAUAAAUAUGUAUGUCCGUUUUUAUUGGAGUAAACCAAAGAUAUGGCAUAUUGAUUAUGUAGGUUUUAGUUUAAUGCUACUCUGAUUAUGAAUAACCUUUGGACAGAGCCAUGCCAUCCGUUUCCCUUCAUUUCCAGGCUCUAUGCUGAGCUAACCUUCCCCUAGCUGUAGCUCCAUAUCUCACACAGAGAGGUGUCAAUCUCCUCAUCUCUAAAUUGUCAAACUAUCCCUCUGAGCACUGUAAUCACGUCUCAUAAAUGUAAUUUUACUUGAAGGUCAUUUUCUAACCGUUUAGUUGAAUCUGUUUCUCAGCUGGAAACCAAAAACCUCUGCGAUGUAAGAAGAAGGUCUUUCCUAAAUGUAAAAAGAAGCGGCUUUAAGAUUCAAAAUGUGCACUUUGAAAGGAUUAUUUUAGAGUUUUGCUCCUGCAGGUUGCAUGCUCCGUUACCUGUUUUAUUUCUUUCACUCUACUGGGAGUUAUAAAGCUGCACACAUUUCUACAGUUUAAUUGCAUUCAAAGCAGCAGCACCUUUACUAUGUUAUGAUUGUUUAAAUGUCAAUGCAGUAACCAAAGAUCCUUUAUAUUCCUGUAAUAACAGAGCAAUACGUUGUGCCUUAACACUGGAAAAGAGAUUACAGGUCAGCUGUUUGUGUGCAGAGGUGAGGAGCGUGAGGUGGAGAGGAUAUUUAUGAUGAACACGCGAUGUGGUUUCUCCCUUCGUCUGUUCUCUGGCAUGUUGUUCAUUCUGCCGGCCGAUCUGUUGUAAAGCUUCGGUCUGUUGUGGGGUUUAGCUUUUUGGCGUCGCACUUCGUGUGACAGGAUGAAAAUCGAGGGUUUUCACUGAUGAAUGUUUCUCAAUUAGCAAAUCUGAGCUCCAUUUGUUGGGUUUCAUUUGUAUUUUCAUUCCUAAAUCAAAUUAAAGGGGCCCUAUUCUGUUCAUUUUCAGUUGGAUCUCAGUAUUUAAUGUCUUACUGAUGUCAUUACGUUACAUAAGUAAACAAAGGAUUCCAAUAAAAGCAUUUCAGGCAGGGGGGCGAGAGUGUGGGAGAGAAGCAAAGGGAUGUUUGCCGUUGCUGAACAUUUACAUGCACACAAAAGUACAACAGGGCCUCUUUAAAUGUGUGUAUAUUGUAGAUGUUAAGAUAUCUGCUGUUCACUUCAGUGUCAUUCCAAAGUAUUACAACUAAUUGACCAAAAAAUCACUCAAAGUUCUUUAGCCUCAAAAGAAACACCUUUUUUUGUGUUUUAACGUGUAUUCGAGUUGGUGGAGAUGACUUGAGUGAACAAAAUAAUAAAGUAUUCAUCCUUUGCUGCCUGUUCAGGAAA
Messenger RNA from Eleginops maclovinus (Patagonian blennie), 7350 nucleotides. RefSeq names its product ATPase phospholipid transporting 10A (gene atp10a). Gene Ontology annotation, molecular function: ATP hydrolysis activity; ATPase-coupled intramembrane lipid carrier activity; ATP binding. The transcript has 22 exons. Bases 182 to 4744 code for a protein of 1520 amino acids. Gene Ontology annotation, biological process: phospholipid translocation. The record is from RefSeq and is a predicted model, not a curated record. Lineage: Eukaryota; Metazoa; Chordata; Actinopteri; Perciformes; Eleginopidae. Gene Ontology annotation, cellular component: plasma membrane.